Messenger RNA from Ostrinia furnacalis (Asian corn borer), 652 nucleotides. Its product is annotated as lysine-specific histone demethylase 1A-like. Lineage: Eukaryota; Metazoa; Arthropoda; Insecta; Lepidoptera; Crambidae. The coding region runs from base 206 to 637 and encodes 143 amino acids. The transcript has 5 exons. The record is from RefSeq and is a predicted model, not a curated record.
GCGCGAAUUCAACCGCUUGCUGGACGCUACUUCUUAUCUGUCGCACCAAGUGGACUUUAACUAUUACAACGACACACCCGUCUCUCUGGGCCAGGCUUUGGAGUGGGUCAUUAAACUUCAGCAGAAAAAUGUCAAGCAUAAACAGAUUCAACAUCUAAAAGCUGUGAUUACUUUGCAAGAAAAACUCAAAACGAACGUAAAUAAAAUGUCUGACAUCCAAGAGUUAUUAAGGUCCAUGAAAGCAGAGAAAGAGUCUUUGAUCGCGGAUAGACAGAAAGGUGCAACGGGAGACGCAAGCGUCUUGCAAGAGUUCAAUUUGCGUCGCUUGAAUAGAGAAAUGAACCUACUGUGCAACGAGUAUGACACUUUGGUCGCCCAGAAUACUGGCAUUGAAGAGAAAUUGACGCAGCUUGAGACUAACCCACCUAGCUCGGUGUACCUCUCAGUCAGAGACAGACAGAUCUUGGAUUGGCACUUUGCCAACUUGGAAUUUGCAAACGCAACGCCACUGAACACGCUCUCGUUGAAACAUUGGGACCAGGACGACGACUUCGAGUUCACUGGCAACCAUUUGACAGGUAAGUGGGCGUGGCGGAGCUUGAGCAAGUCAGUGAUGCGACCACCGAUACACUUUUGAGACGCGAUGAAGCAA